Molecule: messenger RNA, 1755 nt
Organism: Onychostoma macrolepis
Lineage: Eukaryota; Metazoa; Chordata; Actinopteri; Cypriniformes; Cyprinidae
Exons: 3
Coding region: 45-677 (210 amino acids)
Source: RefSeq, a predicted model, not a curated record
GUGAAACAGAGGAAGUGUGUCAGAGAGCAGAUCUGAUGUGAGAGAUGAGAGUCACUGCUCUACUCUGCCUCUCGUUGCAUGGAGUGAUUCUCACAGCACACAGUAUGUCUGAUCUGCUGGCCUUCGCUCUGCUGCUGUGUUCCUCAGAGCUGCGGUGUGAUGCUGUGGGUUCAUCUGUGUCAGGUCUCCAGCACCAGCGGGUCCGGCCCGGGGGCAUGGCCGUUCUGCCCUGCGGUCAGCUGCAGGCUGGGAGAGUGACCUGGAGCAGAGAUCUGCAUGGACGCCAGGUGUCCAUCCUCAGCACUGAGAACGGAGACGUGACCAGACACCUGCAGGAUCACAACCACAGCUCGUUACCGGACCGGUCUCUGCUCAUCUGGUUCGUCUCGUCCUGGGAUCAAGGCUUGUAUUACUGCAACGGGACUCCUGCGGCAUGUCUGACAGUCAGAGCGGCUGAUGGACAGAACAGAGAGGAUCUGGCUGCGUGUCUCAGAGGAGCGGAGCGUGUGGAUGUGACGGAGCGGGUGCUGAUGUUUGCUGGCGUUGCUCUGGCGGCUCUGACGCUGCUCUCUGCUACUGCAGCUGCUGUCAAAGCUUCACACUCCAUCCGCAGAGAAACACGGAGAUCUCGCAGCGCAGACCUGUACAUCAACCUGAGAGAACACCAGUCAAACUAGCCUGGACUAUUACACUGCUUAGCCAAGCGUCACUGUUGCUGUUGUUCCUACUAACACUAUCUAACGCUAAGUAUUAUUCAUAUUAUUUGAAGCAGCUAGACUUACCGCCUGCUUUUCAGCUGCUGAAUUAUAAAAUUGGCAAUGUGCAAUAAACUUCCCCACACAGCAACCCCCAGCGUUUAACACUCUGAGUGUGGACUCACUGGACUCAUAUCAACACUGAAGCAGUGUUCACGUGAAUGAGAUAAUUAGGUGAUUAAUUGAGUGAUGAUGACCAUUAUUGAAGACACCUGGUGUUAACAAGCAGAAUCACCAAAGGAGAAAAUCUAAAUUUGUAUGUCACCAUUAUAGUGGUCAGUGUUUGCAUUAGCUGGGAUCUUGACCAUUGACUUUUUAAUAUUGUUUGGCUGCUGUAACUGAGUUAUAACAGCCAGACAAGCCAAGCGUAAAAGUCAUCAGGUGGUGAUGGUUAUGUUUUAACAUAAUCAUUAUUUGACUUGAGUCAUUGAGCUUAUUUAGAGUCUGGUCUCCGAGUUGUUUUGUCUUUAUUGAUUACAACAGCUUUGUGAUUCCACAGCGAAAGAUACUGUAUUUUUUAUACAUUUUGCAAUGGUUUCUUGCAAGCUGUUCUGAUAAAAAUAAAACAAAGUCUUUCCUUUAGGCAGACACAGACAUCAAGAAUCAGCGUAUGAAUCUCAACAACGGUGACAAACAGCAUAUUCAGAUAAACAGAUCAACUCUGAACGUCACAAAACAAGCUACUAAAGUCACAUAAAACCAGCAAAAAAGUAAGAAUAAAAGAAGUUACAAAGACAAUUCAACUCGUAACUUAUUCAUGCCGCAAUGCAUGAUGGGAGCCAAUGAUGAGUUUUUAUUAGCUACAACAUACUUUUUUGAUGGUCACCAUUGUUGUGAUUCUCACGCUGAUUCCUGAUGUUUGUGUGUCUAAACUAAAGUUAUUGUUUAGUUUGAUAUUGUGUAGGAGUGACUUCUGAAAACAUCUGUCUGAUUAUGCCAAAAAUACCAGCUCUUGUAUUUUUCACCUUGUUGACGAAAUCAUUAAACAAAACCUAACUCA